ACACUUCCUCUUCUGGGGUCAUUUUUAUAACGUGUCAGAAAAAGUCCUCUGUGUCUAACAGUGCAGUUUUCACUUUUGCUCUCAACAACCGUUCACAGAAAUGGACAGCCGUGUUCAAGGUGGUAAAGCGUUUGGUCUCCUUAAGACUCAGCAGGGAGAGAAAUUAAACUCUAUUAAUGAGGCUUUUCUAUCAGACCCAAAAUAUGCAGAAGAGGAGGAUCUUUCCUCCAAGCUUGAAAUGUUUAAAAAAAAAUACAUGGAGUUUGAUCUAAACGACAAAGGAGAAAUAGACAUAAUGGGGUUGAAACGCAUGCUGGAAAAACUGGGGUUGGCCAAGACUCACCUAGAGCUGAAAAAGAUGAUGUCAGACGUGGUCGGAUGUUCAUCCAAAGAUACAAUCAGCUACAGUGACUUCCUGAACAUGAUGCUGGGGAAAAGAAAUGCAAUACUAAAACUGAUUCUAAUGUUUGAAGACAAAGGGAAGGAACCAGAGCAAAAUGACGUCGGACCACCGUGUCGCAAGAGGUUUUCAGACCUGCCUUGAGAAAAAGGAAAGACCGUUAAUGUGACUCUUCUUAAAUGACAUUAAAUCUGCAUUUUGAUAAGAAUAUUUGAGACAAUUUUUUAUUAUCUGUAAAAAAAAAAUGUAAAUAAAAUAAAAAACAAAGAA
Messenger RNA from Cynoglossus semilaevis (tongue sole), 670 nucleotides. RefSeq names its product allograft inflammatory factor 1-like. Gene Ontology annotation, molecular function: actin filament binding; calcium ion binding. The transcript has 6 exons. Gene Ontology annotation, cellular component: ruffle membrane; actin filament. The record is from RefSeq and is a predicted model, not a curated record. The coding region runs from base 101 to 544 and encodes 147 amino acids. NCBI's taxonomy places the organism in Eukaryota, Metazoa, Chordata, Actinopteri, Pleuronectiformes, Cynoglossidae. Gene Ontology annotation, biological process: ruffle assembly; actin filament bundle assembly.